Messenger RNA from Metarhizium album ARSEF 1941, 1161 nucleotides. Its product is annotated as methylthioribose-1-phosphate isomerase. The coding region runs from base 1 to 1161 and encodes 386 amino acids. NCBI's taxonomy places the organism in Eukaryota, Fungi, Ascomycota, Sordariomycetes, Hypocreales, Clavicipitaceae. The record is from RefSeq and is a predicted model, not a curated record. The transcript has a single exon. Gene Ontology annotation, molecular function: S-methyl-5-thioribose-1-phosphate isomerase activity.
AUGUCCAGCCUCCAAGCUGUCCGCUACUCUCGCGGCAGGCUCGAGGUCCUUGACCAACUUCGCCUACCUCACGAGUUCCACUAUGACCAAGUCUCAACCCGCCAGGAAGCCUUCGACAGCAUCGCCUCCAUGAGAACCCGUGGUGCUCCGGCCAUCGCCAUCGUCGCCAGUCUGGGGCUUGCAGUCGAACUUUUCAACGGUCCCGUAGCCGCUGAAACGCCUCAACAAGUCAUCGCCUACAUCGACGGAGCCCUCGACUUCUUGAAGCAGAGUCGUCCCACCGCCGUCGAUCUGACCAAUGCCAUUAACCAGCUCAAGGCGCGCAUACGAACGUCUGGCGAAGACAAGGCGUCUAUUAUCCAAGCAUUCAUUGAAGAAGCUGAAAAAAUCUUCCAAAAAGACCUCGAAACGAACCUUGCCAUUGGAGACUACGGCGCCGAAUGGCUCAGGGUGCAUGUUGGCGCCACGUCGGAUAACACUGUUUCCGUCCUCACGCACUGCAACACCGGCUCUUUGGCUACAUCCGGCCAUGGCACAGCGCUGGGCAUAAUUCGAACCCUGCGGGCCAAUGGCCAACUUGGACAUGCGUUUUGCACCGAGACCAGGCCAUACAACCAGGGCAGUCGCCUCACUGCCUUUGAGCUGGUCUACGAAGGCAUCCCUAGCACCCUCAUAGCUGAUUCCAUGGCCGCAUCGCUAUUUCGCACCAAAAAGGCUGAAAAGAACAUUGUGGCUGUCAUUGUCGGCGCCGACAGAGUUGUUCGCAACGGCGACACUGCCAACAAGAUUGGCACAUACCAACUGGCAGUGCUCGCGAAGCACCACGGCAUCAAGUUUUUGGUCGCGGCGCCGACUACCAGCAUCGAUCUGGAGACGGAGACUGGCAAUGGCAUCAAGAUCGAGGAGCGCAAGCGGGAGGAGUUGACGCAGGUGACUGGUGCUGUUAUCAAGUCGGAUGGAAGUGUGGACGAGAGCACAAAGGUCAGGGUCGCCACUGCUGAUCAGAGAAUUGAAGUGUGGAAUCCUGCGUUUGAUGUUACGCCGGCCGAGUUUAUCGAUGCCGUGGUGACUGAAAAGGGAGCCGUUGAAAAGGGAGCCGAUGGGAAGUUUGACUUUAGCGAGAUAAUGCCAGAACGGUGGGCAAAGGCCGUUGGGCCGUGA